UUUUAAUUUUUACCAUAGUAAACCAAACGCGGCCUUAAAAGUUUACGUUGCACAAAAGAGACGCCACGUUCUGCUCUCCAUUCUCGUUUCGGUGAAGCCUCUGCUCCAGGCUCCGAUUUCGAUUCCUUUCCCCAUUACCAAACCUUUUCAGAGAUCAGGUUCCAACCACCAGGAAAAUGGGUUUGUGGACAUUGUUGGAGGGAUUUCUACUUCUUGCAAAUGCAUUGGCAAUAUUAAAUGAGGACCGCUUCUUGGCACCUAGAGGGUGGAGCUUCUCAGAAUUCUCAGGGGGCAAGUCGAAAUCAUUUAAGGGGCAGCUUAUCGGCCUUAUUUAUGCAACCCAGUACUUAAGAGUACCUCUCAUACUGUUAAACUCCAUCUUUGUUGUUGUAAAGUUGGUAUCCGGAUGAUACCAUGUAAGUUUCUGAAUGAUUGCAGAUAUCAUAAAGAUAAACCAGAUUGCGGGAACUACACAAAAAGAAAAUUUUUCUGAAAGGCUGAAGAAUUUUGUUCUGUGUGCGCUUCAUUUUCUUUUGGGGUGGUUGGGAGGAAGGAUUAGUAAUUUUAAGGUUGUUUUUAUGCUUUAAUAACAAAUCUAGGUGGGGGGAAUGAGGACAUUUUGAAUUUAAUUGAAUGUUACUGUUUGAUUUUUGUAUUUUAUUGAAAUAGCUUUUGCAAGUGAUCAUUCAAAGUAACAUAUAGUUAGACCGUAUGCGGGGUAACUGUUGCCAACGUAUAAACUUCAAAUGCCGCACUUGCUCUUAGUCUAUUUUGUGGUAAUAUAAUUCCCUAUGUACAACUCAAGAAUUUACUUUCAAACCAUAUGUUGUCAUUUGGCAGUGGUA
Quercus robur (English oak) is the source of this 845-nucleotide messenger RNA. RefSeq lists its product as uncharacterized. The record is from RefSeq and is a predicted model, not a curated record. The transcript has 3 exons. Gene Ontology annotation, biological process: endoplasmic reticulum to Golgi vesicle-mediated transport. Gene Ontology annotation, cellular component: endoplasmic reticulum membrane; COPII-coated ER to Golgi transport vesicle; Golgi membrane. Bases 177 to 410 code for a protein of 77 amino acids. NCBI's taxonomy places the organism in Eukaryota, Viridiplantae, Streptophyta, Magnoliopsida, Fagales, Fagaceae.